Molecule: messenger RNA, 2438 nt
Organism: Nicotiana tabacum (common tobacco)
Lineage: Eukaryota; Viridiplantae; Streptophyta; Magnoliopsida; Solanales; Solanaceae
Source: RefSeq, a predicted model, not a curated record
AUAUGGUUUAGAAGAUGGAGAUGCUUUCUAGGCUGUUCCCUUUAUGACACCAACCAUUGUAUACAGGACCCAGAUGACACACUGAAACGGAAGACUUUUGAGCUGCUGUAUAAAAUGACAAAGCCAUCGAAUGUAGAAGUUAUUGUCGACCGUAUGAUUGAUUACAUGAUGAGCAUAAAUGAUAACCAUUACAAAACUGAGAUAGCGUCCAGAUGUGUCGAACUGGCCGAGCAGUUUGCACCGAGCAAUCAAUGGUUUAUCCAGACCAUGAAUAAAGUGUUUGAGCACGCAGGAGAUCUAGUAAAUUUAAAGGUGGCCCACAACUUGAUGCGGCUGAUUGCCGAGGGAUUUGGAGAAGAUGAUGAUACUGCAGAUACCCAGCUGAGAUCAUCAGCUGUGGAGUCAUAUUUGCGCAUCAUGGGAGAGCCAAAACUUCCCUCUGCAUUUCUCCAGGUUAUUUGCUGGGUCUUGGGGGAGUAUGGAACUGCUGAUGGGAAGUAUUCUGCCUCCUAUAUCACAGGGAAAAUAUGUGAUAUUGCUGAGGCUCAUUCAACUGAUGACAUGGUCAAGGCUUAUGCAGUAUCGGCACUUAUGAAAGUAUAUUCAUUUGAAAUAGCAGCUGGGAGGAAAGUGGACAUGUUGCCUGAGUGUGAAUCAUUCAUUGAAGAGUUGUUAGCAUCACACUCUACAGAUUUACAGCAACGAGCAUAUGAACUUCAAGCAGUUGUUGGCUUAGAUGCUCGUGCUGUUGAAAAUAUUAUGCCAAUGGACGCUAGUUGUGAAGACAUUGAGGUUGAUAGAGAACUAUCUUUUCUCAAUGGUUAUGUUCAAGAGUCACUGAAUAAGGGGGCUCAACCCUAUAUUCCUGAGAAUGCACAAUCAGGAGCUUUAACUAUCAGUAGUUUUAGACAUGAAGAACAGCAUGGAUCCUCAGGACAUUCUCUUAGAUUUGAAGCCUACGAGCUUCCUAAACCCUCUGUGCCAUCAAGACCUUCUCCAGUCCCACCAGUAUUCUCAACCGAACUUGUUCCUGUACCAGAACCAACUUAUCACACAGAGUUUCAUGAAGCUGUUGCACCAAAGUUGUCCGCAUCUGGUACAGGCUCAUCUGAAAUCAAGCUACGACUUGAUGGUGUUCAAAGAAAGUGGGGUAAGCAAACUUAUUCUUCUUCCUCACCAUCUACUUCAGACUUUGAUACCUACAAGACUCAGAAUGGAGCGACACAGCGUGAUGUACCAAGCAGCUUAAGCUCAAAAACACGUGAUGUAUCUUAUGAAUCAAGAAGGCAACAAGAGGAUAUUAAUCCGGAAAAGCAAAAACUUGCUGCUUCCCUCUUUGGGGGCGCAUCAAAAUCUGAAAAAAGACCUGCUGGUGCUGGGCACAAGGCAUCAAGGCCAAACAGCCAUACUGCAGACAAGUCUCAUGCAGAAAAGACUGGACCUUCUGAUGGAGGUGCUGCAAAAGCAAGUCCCCAACCACCUCCAGACUUGCUUGACUUGGGCGAACCAACUAGUAUUAGUAGUGCAACUUCUGUGGAUCCGUUUAAGCAAUUGGAAGGCUUGCUUGACUUAAACGAAGGUAGUCCAGCUCCAGGUUCUAGCGGAGAUAGUGCUACUAAAGCGCCUGAUUUUAUGUCUCUUUAUGGGGAGACUUCCUUCCGUGGGCAAAAUAUGAUGGGAACGGAAAAUCUCCUUUCAACCGCUGAAUUUUCACAUGCACCCGACAGAAAUGGCCAUGGAACAGGAAGUACAGUUACAAAUUCAACACAAUUAAGUAAGGGCCCGAAUCUGAAAGAUGCUUUGGAAAAAGAUGCACUUGUGAGGCAAAUGGGUGUGACACCAACGAGUCAGAAUCCCAACUUAUUCAAGGAUUUGCUUGGGUAAAGUACAUGGACAUGUGUAUGUGUUGGAAGUCUAUUUAGGCCUUGUUGUAGAGUCUUUGUUGAUUGAACUAGAUCUGUGGUGCUGGAAAGCUACAAAUUUAUUUGUUGGAAAAAUUUACAAUUGAAAAUACAAUUUGCGAGGAGCUAAUUGUCGUAUGAGCCUGGUAUUUUGCGUAGCAGUUGCACAUGGAAAAGUUUAUGUGAAAAUGGUUUCGACUGGUAAGGAAUAGUUGAAGCCACUUGAGCUUUUGACUUUGAGGUUUCCGGAGUAAAAAGGCUGACAUGUUUUUGGCGCAGUCACGACCAUAGGUUUGCCAUGUGCUUCAAGACGUAUCACAGUUGUGUUUUAUGUUGAUCUUCCUUUUCCUCUUAUCUUAUUGAAACUAUUCUUUUUGCUUUUUCCUGGAGGCAAACUGUACCAUUUGGAGAGGUAUUGUACCCUUAUAUGAUGUUGUAAAGCAAUAAGCAUUUCUCAGGUUAAAUUGAUACUGGCUUUAUCAGUUGAAUGUGGAUUCAGUUCGAAGUCUGCUUUGCAGAAGCUUUAUUGUUUCUUGA